Melospiza georgiana is the source of this 1220-nucleotide messenger RNA. RefSeq names its product alpha-1-microglobulin/bikunin precursor (gene AMBP). The coding region runs from base 54 to 1097 and encodes 347 amino acids. Gene Ontology annotation, cellular component: plasma membrane; cell surface. Lineage: Eukaryota; Metazoa; Chordata; Aves; Passeriformes; Passerellidae. Gene Ontology annotation, molecular function: serine-type endopeptidase inhibitor activity. The record is from RefSeq and is a predicted model, not a curated record. The transcript is spliced from 10 exons.
UCCGGGAUCCCACUGGAGCGCUCAGGCUCAGCAGCACUCCGAACCCACCAGCCAUGAUUAUUUGGGGUCUCCUUUCCCUCCUCCUCCUCACUGUGGCUCGUGGAACCCCCAUCGGAGACCAGGAUGAAGAUAUCCAAGUGCAGGAGAAUUUUGAGGCUGAGCGGAUGUACGGCAAGUGGUUCGACAUCGCCAUCGGCACCACCUGCAAAUGGAUGAAGAACUACAAGGAGAAGUUCAGCAUGGGCACACUUGUGCUGGGUCCUGGCCCCAGCACGGACCAGAUCAGCACUACCAGCACCAGGCUGAGGCAAGGUGACUGCACACUAGUCUCAGGGGAGUACCAGAAAACCAGCACCCCUGGAAAAUACACCUACUACAACCCCAGAUGGGAUGUGUCUAUCCAGUCCUAUGUGCUCCGUACCAACUAUGACGAAUAUGCUGUCAUUCUGAUGAAGAAAAAAAGCAGUUUUGGUCCAAGCACCACCCUGAAGCUGUAUGGGAGGAGUCCAGAGCUACGGGAGGACCUCAUGGAGUCUUUCCAUCAGCUGGCUCUGGAGAUGGGCAUCCCCGAAGACUCCAUCUUCAUCCUGGCCAACAGAGGUGAAUGUGUUCCUCAAGACAUUGAGAAUGCUCCCCAGAGAGCACGGAGAGCAGUCCUACCCCUGGAGGAGGAGGGCUCAGCUGCAGGACCCCUGCCCACAUACAUUGGCAAUAAGGAAGACUCGUGCCGGCUGAGCCGGGACCCCGGGCCCUGCAGCGGGAUGCUCCCCCGCUUCUUCUACAACUCCUCCUCCAUGGCCUGUGAAACUUUCCACUACGGAGGCUGCCUGGGCAACGGCAACAACUUCUACUCAGAAAAGGAGUGCCUGCAGGCGUGCCGCACCGAGGCUGCCUGCCGGCUGCCCAUCGUCCCAGGUCCCUGCAAGGCACUGUUGACACGCUGGGCCUUCGAUGCAGCCCAGGGCAAGUGCGUCACCUUCAUCUAUGGGGGCUGCAAGGGCAACGGGAACCAGUUCUACUCAGAGAAGGAGUGCAAGGAGUACUGCGGGGCUCCUCAGCUGGCAGAGGACGAGGAGUUCCUGCAGCUCUCCAACUGAUGCAGGCAGAGGAUGAAGAGCCAGCAUCCAGCACCAGGGUCCUGCAGGACAGUGCUGACAGCUGUGGUGGCCCAGCAGAUUGCAAAUGUCUCUCCAGCAGUAAAUGUCCCUCAUGUGACCAAA